AUGCAUAGAUGUCGUAUAUUUUUUUUACAAUUGACAGCGCUUGCCAAAGCUCAAGUCAUACAAGGAUCUAACUCUUCCGACUUUGGAAAUAUAAAGGGAUUUUAUUCAUCUCUAUCGUAUGAUUAUGAAUUUAAGGUAGUCGAAGUUCCGUCUAUGACUACUCAACUGUUACCAUUUCAGAAAGAAGGUGUAGGGUGGAUGGCUCACAGAGAAAUUAAUCAUGUAGGUGGAAUUAUGGCAGAUCAUCUAGGAAUGGGAAAGACAAUACAAAUGAUUGCACUUUGUUUGGUUUCUGACAAUGUCAAUCGACUUGUUGUUACAAGUAAAAUGAAGCGACUCAUUAUUGAGUCAGAAGGAUAUCGAUUACUCACCAUAGUUCGUCAACUUCAAAAUAUUAGCAUAAUCGCAAACUGUACCAAAUUGAAUCGCCCCGCAGAUGAUUUGAACAAUAUUUCUUUGAAAAUUGAAAAUGCGAUCUCAGACAAAUCCAAACACUGUACUUUUUCUAAAUUAAGGAAUGAGGUGGAUAAGUGGCUCGAUUUCACUGCAAAAUUUCAUCCUUCUUACCAAAAAAGAGCUACGUCUUUCCUGAAUGACGAAGAAAACCGUGAUUUUGAAAGCAUUCAAUCAAAAGAGUUUCGUACUCUUGUAGUGGUCCCUGCAUCCCUCAUGCUUCAGUGGCAGACUGAAAUUGAGUCAAAGGUAGACCCAUCCCGUGGAAUUAAAGUAUACUUGUAUCACGGUGAUAAUAAAUGGAUAACCAGUACAGAACUGGAAACAUAUGAUUUUGUAAUUACAACGUAUGAUACAUUAACAUACUCAGCGCAGAAUGCUUUUAUACCAGGGGAAUAUUCAAAAACCUUUGGAUUUAAUCGAAAAGAGGCUGGACCUCUAUUUCAUAUUCAUUGGAAGAGAGUCAUUUUGGAUGAGGCUCAUAUGAUUCGGCAUAGUAAAACCUUUCGUUGGAGAGCAAUUAGGGAACUUUGUGGUGUUCACCGAUGGGUAGUUACCGCAACACCUCUACACAACACAAUACAAGAUUUACAAAAUCUUCUCCAUUUUGUAGGACUAUCUAAACUCCCCCUGUUGCCCGGAUCUAAUACCGAGGAUCUUCUUAAUGAUCCGAUUCUCCAGCGCAGCAUCGCGCGCUCGCUUCAGCCAGCUUUUUUACGUCGAGGCCCCGUUAUGAUUCGGAACGGCGUCCGGGAAGUUCUUGUGCAGCUCCCACCUAAGUCUGAGGUUGUUAUAAAACAACCUUUUACUAUGAGAGAAUCCCAGAUGUACAAUAGUAUUUUAGCACGCUCAAGAAGUGCGUUAUCUGCUUCAGAAUAUAAAGAGGGCUCAUUUCACAUCUUUGCGAUGAUGACUAAGUUAAGACAGGUGUGUUGCCACCCCUGGAUCAGCCAAGGAAAAGUAUUACAGGUUUUUGUUUGCGGAUUGUGUAACACAGAAGCAACUGGAGCUGUCAUAACAAAAUGUGGACACCAUUUUUGUUAUGAAUGUCUUAUGAUUCGAUUUCGCGAGGUGGUAGAUAGUGACGAUAUUGCCAAUCGCCUACCAUGUCCCACAUGUGGAGCAGUUGUUUUGUACGAUUCAGUUUUUAAAAGGGUUACCCAAAGCUCAUCUGAUCGAAUUGCCCGAUACAGAAGAUCAGACUUCGAACUGAGCACCAAACUUGAUAUGAUACUCAAAGCAUAUCGAAAUAUGAGGUCAAAUUUCCCAGACGAUAAAAUGAUUAUCUUCUCGCAUUUCACAUCCUUCAUGGAUGUCAUCGCCGUGGCUUUGGAGCGCUUCGAGAUUGAAUUUAUGAGAAUCGAUGGUACCAUGACUCUUACCAAUCGAAAUAUUACCAUUCGAGGAUUUCAAACAAACCCAAACGUGAAGUUAAUUCUCGCAAGCAAAACUGCUACAGGGGUAGGUCUUAACUUGACAGCCGCUAAUCAUGUGCUGGUGGUUGAUCCAUGGUGGAAUCCCGCUAUUGAGGAGCAGGCGGUGCAUCGCUGCUAUCGUAUUGGUCAAAAAAAGCCAGUUUAUGUGUCUCGUUUUAUUAUAUCGGACACCAUCGAACAGUACUGCUACGAAAUUUGUCAGAAGAAGAAAGAAUUUGGCGACGCCAUAUUGAGAGCCGCAACUUCAGGGGAUUCAGGUGCCAAGCUUGCAGCCUCAAAACUUCAAGAGCUCGUUGCGCGAUUGAAAUUCGUUGACGGACAAAAUUCUACAACCACUGAUAAUAUUACAAAUGAAAAAAUAAACGCACCAUCCGAGGAGAAAAUACCUGGCGAAGACUAUUCUGAAGGCGCUUUAAUUACAAAGAUUUAA
Phytomonas sp. Hart1 is the source of this 2319-nucleotide messenger RNA. The record is from the annotation of a GenBank genome assembly. NCBI's taxonomy places the organism in Eukaryota, Euglenozoa, Kinetoplastea, Trypanosomatida, Trypanosomatidae.